This is a messenger RNA of Dermacentor andersoni, 1314 nucleotides long. The record is from RefSeq and is a predicted model, not a curated record. NCBI's taxonomy places the organism in Eukaryota, Metazoa, Arthropoda, Arachnida, Ixodida, Ixodidae.
CCCCCGCGCUCCCCCAGUAAAUGACGUCGUCCAACUGGCGACGUCAAGCGUCCGCAGUAUGAAGACUCCGUCGUUCGAGCGACCCGGCAGUGGGAAAUGGAGCAGCAGCUUCGGCAUGUUACCUAAAUGCCUCUUCUUGCUUGCACUGACGCACGCUAAAACCAUGUUUUAAAAAUGGAAGGACUUGUCCGUUUGCGGUUUGAAAGAGUUCUCGUGAAACAAUGCUGACGACGCACCGGGUGCAAGGUCACACGACCUUGUCUAGGGGAAGGCUCCCUCCAACUCGUUCCAUGAAAAUGCCGAACAAUGAAGCCGUCAAGCAGCGUACUCGUCGUCCUUGUCUCCUUAACCUGUGUGCAUGAUAUGACGCUGGCCGGAUUUUUUUCUUUUGGAAAGAAAAAGGCUCCAGUCAGUUGCUCCAAGCCGCCGUAUCUCGGCCGUUGUGAAAGGACAAAUCGAGGUUGGUAUUUCGACCCGACAGUAGGCUGGUGCAAGAUGUUCAACUACGGCACUUGUGGUGGUGGCCUCAACAACUUUCUGUCUGAAACGCAGUGCCUGGAAUACUGCCUGCAAAAACGGCAACCUAAGACCGUCUGCAGCCUCCCGCCUAAAACUAGGCAAUGCUGGGGCAGCUCGCGCCACUGGUACUUUGAUCCCACGACAAACUCUUGCAAAAUGUUGCAAGGCAAGCUUUGUGCCGACAACGCAAACGGAUUUUCGACUUGCUCAAAAUGCUUGUCCAGAUGCAGCAGUACCAAACCGGAGACCAUCUGCCCAAGAAGCUCAAUGCAAGGCCAGAACACUGUGGGGUUGCCGGGUCAGCAAACCGCACAGAAAGCCCCAAUACUGAAUACGCAACCAAUUUGGCCCACACAACAAGGACACUCAGAAUUCACUAGCUGGUCGCCAGGUCGGCAAAACUCACAGGGAACCCGAAUGCCAUCGACGCAACCAAUUUGGCCCACUCAACAAAGACGCUCAGAAUCCACUAGCUGGCUGCCAGGUCAGCAAAACUCACAGGGAACCCGAAUGCCAUCGACGCAACCAAUUUGGCCUCCUCAUCAAAGCCACCCAGGAAACAAUAACUGGUCGCCGGGUUGGCAAAGCCCACAGGGAACCUCAAUGCCUAAUCCGCAACCAACUUGGUACCCUCCUCACGGGCGCUCAGAGAACAGCCACUUGUUUCCGGGGGGUCAAAACCCAAAGGAAACCAGAAAUAACAAUCGACAACCGAGCUUGCCCCCUGACCAAGGACGUUCUAAAGACUACAAUACAAGCAUGUAUGCUUUUCUUAAUUAAAAAGAAUGUCCUCUG